Prorocentrum cordatum is the source of this 567-nucleotide messenger RNA. The record is from the annotation of a GenBank genome assembly. NCBI's taxonomy places the organism in Eukaryota, Dinophyceae, Prorocentrales, Prorocentraceae.
AUGAGGCCGGACAAGUUCUACAAUCACCGGGCGGGGCCAGCGUCGGCGUGCUGCACGGGCAGGGGAGUCGUGCUCCAGGUUGCCAAGCGCCUGGAGUUCUGGCUCUUCCUGCUCGUCCACAUCGGCGUGAGCGUCGCUUGGCGUAUGGGGUUCCUGCAGAACUGGGCGGACAUGUCGAUGUCCUUCCUGCACGCGCCCUGGCACGAGGCUGGCGUGGUGACGCUGAUCACUGUGCUGUCGGAGCUGGCCUACUUGGGCAGGUGCUAUGACAUUCACGUGCACGUCCACGACCUCACCAGGAGCUUCUUUGCCAGAGACGAGCGUCGGGAAGCCAUGUCCAAGGUGAGUGCCUACCACCUGCUGAUCAAGCACGAAGAACAGCUCACGAAGCUGGCCAAGGCGCACUCCGAUUGCGGCUCCUUCAAAAUAGGCGGCGACCUGGGCGAGUUUGGGAAGGGCGACAUGCAGAAGCAGUUCGAAGACGGCACGUACGCCCUCUCAGUCGGGGGGCUCAGCGGCAUCGUCGAUUCCGACAGCGGCUUGCACCUCAUCCUGCGCUACGCUUGA